This is a messenger RNA of Sphaeroforma arctica JP610, 1074 nucleotides long. RefSeq lists its product as hypothetical. The transcript has a single exon. The record is from RefSeq and is a predicted model, not a curated record. Bases 1 to 1074 code for a protein of 357 amino acids. Lineage: Eukaryota; Ichthyosporea; Ichthyophonida.
AUGGCGAAGUGGGUACCUUCCGAGGGCAAGAAGAAUGGCGAUUUCAACACCAAGCUUGCGAACCACAUGGUUAUGAGCCGGAAAGGGUUGCGCGUACUUUUGUCCACAUUGCGGGCUCGCUUGGCCCUUGUAGAGACCUUUUUGACAAAUAAAAGGGCACAUCUGAUAAACUAUGGGGUCGUUCCAAGUCAAGCGAUGUUUCGAUACGGUAAAAAGGGCAACGCGUUUGAGAAGCGUGAUGAAGAGCGAUUUGGUGAGUACAAAGCGUGUUUGGCAGCCGGUACUGAGAAGGUUAACACAAGUACACUGCACCCUCGCCAGAUUGUGAGGCAGUAUUAUGAGCGACAUGACAAUGAGGUUGAUGAGCUGUUGGAAGCCGGUUGGGAGGCGAUGAAGACCCAAAUGACAAAUGAAGAGAAGGAGAAUUUGGCGCAAAGCCUGGUGGUGUGCGAUGUGUCUGGGUCGAUGACAGCCAAUGGUGCUCUUCCAAUGAUUGUGUCCAUCACAAUGGGAUUGCUCAUUUCGAGCAUGAAUGCACAUCCCAGCUUUAAGGACCUGGUAAUCACUUUCUCCACAAAUCCGACCUUCCAUGAAGUGCAAGGGUCCAACUUGCGUGAGAGGAUAAACAGUGUCACAAGCGCCGAAUGGGGGGGUACCACGGACUUCCAGCGCACUUUGGUUAUGAUUCUAACGGCCGCGAAAAAAAUCGAAAUCGAAAACAGAAGAGAUGCCCAAAUCACUCAUUGUAUUAUUGGACAUGCAAUUCAAGCUGCGUAUGGCAGAGGAAACACAACUAACUUCAAGCUAAUGAAAAGGAAGUAUCGUGCUGCCGGUUACGCUAUGCCUCUGAUUGUAUUCUGGAAUUUGAAUAGGAAUAUCCGCGACUUCCCCUUGGGUGCCGAUGAACCCGGCGUGGCGCUUAUCUCUGGAUUCAGUGUAGAAAUACUCAGAGAUGUAAUGGCUGGGCAAGAGGUCACACCGUACUCCGUCAUGAGAAGUGCAUUGGGUAGACCUACCUGGGAUUGCAUUGAAAUGGCGCCCUCACCCAUUGCAACCGACAUUCCAGUCUUGUAA